Molecule: messenger RNA, 1170 nt
Organism: Neoarius graeffei (lesser salmon catfish)
Lineage: Eukaryota; Metazoa; Chordata; Actinopteri; Siluriformes; Ariidae
Product: chloride intracellular channel protein 4
Exons: 6
Coding region: 83-832 (249 amino acids)
Source: RefSeq, a predicted model, not a curated record
GAUCUGCAAUGUAAAGGUCAGAACUGAGAAAAUAGCUGCUUUAUACUGCUACUUUUGCAAAACUUUUUUCUGACUAUCUAGAAUGGCUUGGCUUGAUAUCGCAGCUAAAAAGUUUGGAUUCCCCAGUAUUGAGCUGUUUGUGAAGGCAGGAAAUGAUGGGGAAAGCAUUGGCAACUGUCCCUUCUCUCAGAGACUCUUCAUGAUCCUUUGGCUAAAGGGAGUCAUCUUUAAUGUCACAACAGUGGAUCUCAAGAAGAAACCAGCUGAUUUGCAAAACCUUGCACCAGGAACCAACCCACCUUUUAUGACCUUUAAUGGUGAAGUGUUGGUGGAUGUUAACAAGAUUGAGGAAUUUCUCGAGGAAAGGCUUAUACCACCACGGUAUCCAAAGUUGGCUGUUAAACACCCAGAGUCAAACAUUGCGGGAAUAGAUGUAUUUGCCAAGUUUUCUGCCUAUAUCAAGAACUCUCGCAAAUAUGCAAAUGAUGGCUUGGAGAAAGCUCUGUUGAAAUCCCUGAAGAAACUGAAUGACUACUUGCAGUCUCCAUUGCCAGAAGAGAUUGAUGCCAACAACCCUGAUGACCCAGGACCAUCAACACGCAAUUUCCUGGAUGGACCAGACCUAACUCUGGCUGACUGCAACCUGCUUCCCAAACUACACAUCAUCAUGAUUGUUUCAAAGAAGUAUAGAAAUUUUGAGAUUCCAGCUGACAUGAAAGGGAUUUGGCGAUACCUGAACUCUGCCUACCAGAGAGAAGAGUUUACCAACACUUGUCCUGCAGAACAAGAGAUUGAGUUUAGCUAUUUGAAUGUUGUCAAAAAGUUAAUAUAAGUUUGGUGCUUGGAAAGAUUGGACAGAGAUGUGUGGAGUGUACUUAAAGUACAGACUACAGAAAGAGCGAGAGAGAGAAAGAGAGUGUGUGUGUGUGUGGGGGGGGGUGUUUCAGGUUAGAAUUAGGUUUAGGUUAGAGUGAGGGUUGGGGUUAGGUAUAUAAUUGGUUAAGGUUAGGGUAAGGGGCUAGGGAAUGCAUUAUGUCAAUGAGUAUCCCACGAAGCUAGAAGUACAAAAUGUGUGUGUGUGUGUGUGUGUGUGUGUGUGUGUGUGUGUGUGUGUGUGUGUGUGUGUGUGUGUGUGUGCACUUUUUUUUGCAUAUCCUGAAUAGCUCAGCU